Dendrobium catenatum is the source of this 815-nucleotide messenger RNA. RefSeq lists its product as uncharacterized. The transcript is spliced from 6 exons. The coding region runs from base 141 to 629 and encodes 162 amino acids. Gene Ontology annotation, biological process: protein targeting. Lineage: Eukaryota; Viridiplantae; Streptophyta; Magnoliopsida; Asparagales; Orchidaceae. Gene Ontology annotation, cellular component: membrane. The record is from RefSeq and is a predicted model, not a curated record.
UAAUACUGUUGCUUUUCCUCGUCGCCGUUUUCGUUCGUGCUUCGCGUAAAGGUUGUAGGCUUCGAGUGAAGUAGUGUGUUCGACGACGUUGGAUCGGAAGUCACGACGGGAGCUCGCUCGCUGCGAAGGCUUCUACGAGGAUGUUAUCUGCUGGAAUUGUUUCUUUCUACCAUCCAGGUUCUCUCUUGCUCUGCAGACAUGAACCGCCUGUCUCCACUUGGCCAUCUACCAAGAUCCAUCAUCAAAUAAGUUUGAGAAUGCAUUCUUGCUUUUUCCCUUCACAGGUUUUUGAGGGAUCAUUUCAGCCUUCCUUUCAUUAUUAUAGGCACAUAAAGUGUGAAACAGCAAGACGAAAUGGCUAUCAUGGUUUUUCAUCUGAUGAUGGGUUUGACCAAAAACCAUUUUGGUUGACAAUGGUUCAUGAUAUUGCACAGAGUUUAAGAUCUCUAGCUCUUUUUUUGCUCGAGCAGCCUAGUCAAUUGAAGUACAUUGAGUGGCCUCCUCUUGAAAGCACGGCGAAGACGGCUACCCUCACCCUUAUUCUUGUAGCUCUGCUCAUUGUUUCAUUGGCUUCUGUUGACUCAUUUCUCUGUUACAUAUUGGCCCUCCUCGUCAGAAAAACUGCAUGACGACAGGUAUUCUACGUUACAAUCAACAAAUCAGUCUCUGUGUGCGUAGAAGUUUAUCUUAGAAAACUAAAGCCCCGUCUCCUUUGAUCUGGAAUUUUUUAUAUUAAUCUUCUUACUUUCUGGUUUGGUUUGGGAUAGCUCUGUUACUAUGAUUUUAAAACCGUAUCUAUAAUUUAUAUUUGGCCA